AUGACGUUCCAAAAAACCACAAUGAGAAGGGCUUUGAAUGUCCGUCCUAGAGUAUAUUCGACUGGUUCGGUAAUACAGCCCCCAGUUAAAACACAUAGAAUAAGAAACACCAUUUUGGCACUUUCAAGUGCUGUCAUCACUGUUUAUUCUGCUGGUGUCUAUUUAAGUGAAAGAGAUCCUAAAUAUAAAGAUUUUGUCGUUAAGACCCUACCUUCAAGUGAUAUAAUCAUCAAAAAUUAUGAGAUUUGCAGCAAUUUUAUUGAAAAUAAUGAUUUAACUUGGGAUAACAUUAAAAGUUACAUCAUGGGUAAAACUGUUGGCAUUCCAAUACAUAUUCCAGUCUCAAAGACAUCAAUAUUCAGUACUACUACUACUACAGAUGACAACAAGAAUGAUGACAAAUCAGAAGCAAAACCAAUUAUAGAAUUGAAUCCUGUUUCUUUGGAGACUGAUAAUUCAGAUGAAAAUUUGAAUAGGAUUGUGGAUAAUUUGAAUAAUAUCAUUCAAUUAAUCAAUGAAAGGGGUAAACAAGGUAUCACUAAUGAUAUCGACAAAAAAACUUUCGAAAAUGCUUUUCAAUCUGUAUUAAAUAGCGUUCAACUACUAAACAAUACAUAUUUGAAUCAUACCGAUGAAAAAAUUUUUGAAGGUAUCAAAACCAAGUUAAUCGAACUAGACACAAGUUUCAAUGAAUCAAUAGCUAAAAAAGAAACUGAGAUCGAGGAUAAGUACAAUUUAGAAUUUAUGAAAUUUAAAGAAGCUCUUGAAGAGAAAGCAGCUCAAACCUUGGCUGUUGGCUUAAGUGCCAAUGAAGCAAAACUAAGGGCGAAAAAGGAUAAUGAAAUUGCUUUGUUAUCUAUCACACAAGUUGAUGAGUUUAAUAAGAUCGUCACCGAUAAGAUUGAAUCCGAAAGAAACGGCAAAUUGAAAAAAUUGUUGGAAUUGGAUCAAAGACUCAAUAAAUUUAACAAUACAAUCGAUUCAAUCGAUAAUUUAGUAAUAAGGAACACAAUCAAGAACAAAUUGACUACAAUCUUAAAGUCUAUACAGGAGGAACUAUACUCCUUUAGUGGUUCAAUUGACCGAAUCACUAUUCAUAAACAAAUUAAUCAAUUGAAAUUGAUUGCAAGUAUUUUACCAUCUAAAAAAACCAUUACCAUCAAUAAUUCAAUUGAAAAAGAUAAUUGUAGGUGUUGUUCUAAUGGUGAGAAAGCCACUUCUACGGAGCUUUGCUGUAAUAAAAAAAAUAAGACACAAAAUGAACAAACUAAUAUUGAAUCUAAGGUUAAUGAACAUACAUCUUGUAAAUGUUCGAUGAAAAAUAAACCAACAUUAUUAGAAACUACAUUGAAUGAAUUGGAAAAUAUCACCAAGGACCAACCAAUUUUGUCAAACGAACAAUUAUAUAAUAGAUGGUCUUUAUUAGCACAAGAUUUCAAAACUACAUCUUUAUUAUCAUCAGAUUCUGGAUUUUUCAGACACUUAAUGGCUAAGCUCUUCUCUUUAUUACUUUUCACAAAGAAUGGUUCUCAACCCGAGCCUUUAUCUAAAAUUAGUCCAACUAAGUUAAAUGAUAAUGAUACUUCAAAAAAUGAAAACUUAAGUAUUGUUUAUUCUAGAAUCCAAAAUAAUAUCAAACUAUCCAAUCUAGAAGAUGCUGUUAUGGAUGCUGUGCAAUUGGAUGGUUGGACAAGAGCAUUGUGCGAAGAUUGGAUAGAAGAUGCGAGAAGAAAACUAGAAUUUGAAACUCUUUUGCAAGUUUUGAAUAGUGAAAUUAAAACUUUAUAA
Arxiozyma heterogenica is the source of this 1788-nucleotide messenger RNA. It is a transcript of the gene MIC60, whose product is annotated as Mic60p. The coding region runs from base 1 to 1788 and encodes 595 amino acids. The record is from RefSeq and is a predicted model, not a curated record. Gene Ontology annotation, cellular component: MICOS complex. The transcript has a single exon. NCBI's taxonomy places the organism in Eukaryota, Fungi, Ascomycota, Saccharomycetes, Saccharomycetales, Saccharomycetaceae. Gene Ontology annotation, biological process: cristae formation.